CCGUCCGCUCGCAUAUAAAGACGCGCGCAUCGGGCUAUCGGAGUCGAUUGAAUCGGAGAGAAAACCCUAAUCGCUUACCAGUAGAGAGAGAGAGGAGACGUAGAGAGAGAGGGAGAGUGGUCGUGCUCGCGAGGAACACAGAGAGAGAGAGAGAGAGAGAGAGAGAGAGUAGAGAGAGAAUGUCUGCGACGGGCGGCGGCGGCAGCGGUCAGGAGGAGGACAAGAAGCCCGGCGAUCAGGCCGCCCACAUCAAUCUGAAAGUCAAGGGCCAGGAUGGUAAUGAGGUCUUUUUUAGGAUCAAACGAAGCACCCAGUUGAGGAAACUCAUGACCGCGUACUGCGAUAGGCAAUCUGUGGAGUUAAACUCCAUUGCUUUCUUAUUUGAUGGGCGUAGACUUCGUGGUGAGCAGACUCCUGAUGAGCUCGAGAUGGAGGAUGGUGAUGAAAUCGACGCAAUGCUCCACCAAACUGGGGGAUACUGAUGUUUUUCUUGGGAGGGACAUCUAUCUCUAUGACUCAAUUGUUGAAGUAAAUUGUAAUAGGGUCUAUGGAAACUUGAGUUGUGGCUUAAUUGAAGUUUAGGCUUUGUUUUAUCUAUGUGCAAUCCUCUCGUGUGCUUACUGUUGCCGGUGGUAGUGGAAUGAUUUUCGGUGUCAUUUGGAGUCACUCUCGUCUCACUGCUGUGGGUGUUCUAGUCUGAAGCAAGUAAAUCUUGAGUUUGGAACAACUUAUACUCUUUCGGAAAUGACCAGAGCAUUAUUGCUUAUAGUUGUGGCAUCUCACCAAUUGAUGAGCUUUUGGUGUUUUGUAGUAUGUGGGAAAUGACCUUUUUCCCUGGUCUUUUUGUUAGGUAGUGUUUGACAAA
This is a messenger RNA of Eucalyptus grandis, 865 nucleotides long. RefSeq names its product small ubiquitin-related modifier 1. Gene Ontology annotation, molecular function: protein tag activity; ubiquitin-like protein ligase binding. The transcript is spliced from 3 exons. The record is from RefSeq and is a predicted model, not a curated record. NCBI's taxonomy places the organism in Eukaryota, Viridiplantae, Streptophyta, Magnoliopsida, Myrtales, Myrtaceae. Gene Ontology annotation, biological process: protein sumoylation. Gene Ontology annotation, cellular component: nucleus. Bases 180 to 482 code for a protein of 100 amino acids.